Messenger RNA from Indicator indicator, 4587 nucleotides. Its product is annotated as deleted in malignant brain tumors 1 protein-like. The record is from RefSeq and is a predicted model, not a curated record. The transcript has 17 exons. NCBI's taxonomy places the organism in Eukaryota, Metazoa, Chordata, Aves, Piciformes, Indicatoridae. Gene Ontology annotation, cellular component: membrane. Bases 1 to 4587 code for a protein of 1528 amino acids.
AUGGACGUGGGGGGCUGGGGACCUCCUCUGCUGGCUCUGCAGAGCCGCCUGGCCGCGGGGCUCCUACUCUGCCUGCUGCGGCUCUGCGGCCCUGCUGCUCCCCAGAGGGUUCCCCUGCGCCUCUCAGAUGGUCCUCACCGCUGCGCCGGGAGAGUGGAGCUCUUCUACCAGAGCCAGUGGGGAGGAGUCUGUGAUGGCCUCUGGGACCUGCCGGAUGCUGCUGUGGCCUGCAGGCAGCUGGGCUGUGGCACAGCCCUCUCAGCACCCAGGGCUGGGCACUUUGGGGCAGGCUCAGGCCCCAUCUGGCUGGAGGAGGUCAACUGCACCGGGAGGGAGCUGGCCCUGUCCCACUGCAGGGUGAAGGGUUGGGGCCACACCAGCUGCCACCACGGAGGGAGUGCUGGGGUGGUCUGCUCAGGGAUCCCUGUCCCAGCAGAGCUGCGCUUGGUCAAUGGCCCCAGCAGCUGCUCUGGCAGGGUGGAGGUGCUGCACGACCACCAGUGGGGAACCAUCUGUGAUGAUGAUUGGAGCUUCCCCGAGGCCACAGUGGUCUGCAGGCAGCUGGGCUGUGGGGCAGCCCUCUCAGCCUUUGGAGGAGCUCACUUUGGCCAAGGGUCAGGCCCCAUCUGGUUGGACAACGUCCAGUGCCAAGGGGAUGAAGCUGCCCUGUCCCAGUGCCCAGCCAGGCCUUGGGGGGUCAACAACUGCGGCCAUGGAGAAGAUGCCAGCGUGGUCUGCACAGGCUCCACCACGGACAGCUCCCCCCCGGCGCCGCCGCAGCUGCGGCUGGAGGCUGGCCCCGGGCGCUGCGCAGGGCGCUUGGAGCUGCUGCGCUACGAGCAGUGGGGAACAGUCUGCGACCCGAGCUGGGGCCUGGCCGAGGCUGCUGUGGUCUGCAGGCAGCUCGGCUGCGGCACAGCUCUGGCAGCCCCGGGCUCGGCUGCCUUCGGGCCAGGCUCUGGCCGCAUCUGGCUGGAUGAUGUCAACUGCACAGGGAGGGAGGGGUCCCUGGCCGAGUGCCAGAGCAGGGUCUGGAGAGCCAACAGCUGUGACCACCGAGGAGAUGUUGGUGUGGUCUGCUCAGCCGCCAGCAGCCCGGGGCAGCCCUCCCUGCGCCUGGCCAAUGGCUCCGGCAGCUGCCUGGGGCGGGUGGAAGUCCUCCACGAGCAGCGCUGGGGGACUGUGUGCGACGACUCCUGGGACCUGCAGGACGCCCGCGUGGUGUGCAGGCAGCUGGGCUGCGGGGAGGCGAUCUCGGCGCCGGGCUCGGCUCGGUUCGGCCCCGGCUCGGACCCCAUCUGGCUGGACACCGUCCACUGCGCCGGCACCGAGGCCACCCUCAGCCAGUGCCAGCUGAGCCGCUGGGGAGAGCACAACUGCGGCCACGAGGAGGACGCUGGAGUCGUCUGCUCAGGUCCUGAAAGCUCCGGGUCUCUGCGCCUGGUGGGAGGUCCUGACCCCUGCGCCGGGCGCCUGGAGGUGCUCCACAACGGCACCUGGGGCACAGUUUGUGACGACAGCUGGGGGCCCCCCGAGGGCCACGUGGUCUGCAGGCAGCUGGGCUGUGGCCCUCUGCUGUCAGUGGCCCCAGCAGGUCGCUAUGGGGAAGGGACAGGACAGAUCUGGUUGGAUGAGGUCAACUGCACAGGGAAGGAGGAGACCCUCUCCAAAUGCCAGAGCAGGCCCUGGGGGCAGCACAACUGCCAGCACCUGGAGGAUGCCAGCGUGGAGUGCUCAGCCUCCAGCAUCUCCAAGCUGGGCCCCCUGAGGCUGCUGGGAGGCCCCAACCACUGCGCCGGGAGGGUGGAGGUGCUGCACAACCACCAGUGGGGCACAGUCUGUGACGAUGGCUGGGACCUGGCAGAGGCAACGGUGGUCUGCAGGCAGCUGGGCUGUGGCACCCCCCUCUGGGCUGCCUCUGGUGCCUACUUUGGCAGGGGCCAUGACCCCAUCUGGCUGGAUGAGCUGCAGUGCACUGGCUCUGAGCCCAGCCUCUUCAGCUGCCAGGCCAGGGAGUGGGGGCACAACAACUGCGUCCACGGGGAGGAUGCUGGAGUGGUUUGCUCAGGUCCCCCGCAGGGCUCCCAGGUGCGGUUGGUGAACUCCCAGAGCCGCUGUGCCGGCAGGGUGGAGAUCUUCCACCAGCACCAGUGGGGAACUGUCUGCGGCCGCGGCUGGGACCUGCGGGACGCUGCCGCCGUCUGCCGCCAGCUGGACUGCGGCUCGGCGCUGGCGGCCCCGGGCCAGGCGCAGUUCGGCAGCGGCUCCGGCACCAUCUGGCUGGAGCAGGUCAGCUGCCAGGGCACCGAGGAGGUCCUCUCCUCAUGCCCGGCCCAGCCCUGGGGCGUCACCAACUGCAGCCACGCAGAGGAUGCCGGCGUGGUCUGCUCGGGUGAGAGAAGCUCGGUGGAGCUGCGGCUGGCCGGGGGCUCUGGGCGCUGUGCCGGCAGGGUGGAAGUGCUGCACAGGGGGCAGUGGGGAUCCAUCUGCGCCCAGGGCUGGGACCUGCCAGAUGCGGAGGUGGUCUGCAGGCAGCUGAGCUGCGGCACAGCCCUGGCGGCGCCGGUGGAGAAGUUGGGCCCUGGCCCCUCCCACGUCUGGCUGGACGACGUCGGCUGCCAGGGCGGAGAAACCUCCCUCAAGAAGUGUUGGGCGAGUCCCUGGGGACAGAGCAGCUGCAGCCAUGGGAAGGUGGCCACAGUGGUCUGCUCAGGCUCGCAGGGCUCCAGCCUGGCCACGCUGCGCCUGGCGGGCGGCGCCGGAGCCUGCGCCGGCAGAGUGGAGGUCCUGCAGAAUGGCACCUGGGGCACCGUCUGCGGGGCCGGCUGGGACCUGGCAGCCGCCCAGGUGGUUUGCCAGCAGCUGGGCUGCGGCGUGGCCGUGGCAGCCCUGGGCGGGGCACACUUCGGGCAGGGCCAAGGCCCCAUCUGGCUGGCAGGGGUGCGGUGCAGUGGCAGCGAGGCAGCCCUGGCCCAGUGCAGCACCCGGGGCUGGGAGAGCCACGGCUGCAGCCACCAGGAUGAUGCCGGCGUGGUCUGUGCAGGUUCAGGCCUCACCGACCUGGGCAGCCUGCGGGCAGUGAACGGCUCCGGGCCCUGCUCUGGGCGCCUGGAGGUGCUCCAUGCCCAGCUCUGGGGAGGGUUCUGCAGGGACGGCUGGGGGCUGGAGGAAGCCCUCGUGGCCUGCCGCCAGCUGGGCUGUGGGGAGCCAGAGAGGAGGCUCCCGGGGCCCACCCAGCUCGGGGCAGGAGGUGACCUGCUCUGGGUGGGCGCCGUGGACCCUGCCAGCAGCUCCAAGCUUCGCCUGCAGGGGGGCCUGGAUGAGUGCUCCGGGCGGGUGGAGAUCUUCCACAACGAGCAGUGGGGAACCAUCUGCGACGACAGCUGGGACCUGAGGGACGCUGCGGUGGUCUGCAGGCAGCUGGGCUGCGGCUUGGCCCUCUCGGUCCCCGGGACAGCUCGCUUCGGGGUGGGGAAUGGCCCCAUCUGGCUGGACGAAGUCAAGUGCACAGGGGAGGAAGGAGACCUCCUGGCCUGCAGAUUGACAGCGUGGGGCAGCCACGACUGCAACCACGGCGAGGACGCAGGAGUGGUCUGCAGCGGCAACUCCAGCUCCAGCAGCCUGCGCCUCAGGGACGGUCCCCACAGCUGUGCUGGGAGGGUGGAGGUGUCCCGGGAGGGGCAGUGGGGGACAGUCUGUGACGAUGGCUGGGACCUGGUGGACGCCCUGGUGGUGUGCAGGCAGCUGGGCUGCGGCAGUGUGGAGGCAGCCCCGGGGGGGGCCCACUUCGGGCAGGGCUCAGGACAGAUCUGGUUGGAUGAUGUGGCCUGCACGGGGGGUGAGGAGACCCUGGCCCAGUGCCCAGCCAGGCCCUGGGGGCACAGCAACUGCCACCACACCGAGGAUGCCAGCGUGGUCUGCUCAGGUAGGUGCUGCCCUGGGCUCCCAGACUCCUCUGCCCCCUCCCCCUCUGGCCUCAGGCUGGCGCAGGGUCCCCACCGCUGUGCUGGCAGGGUGGAGGUCCUGCACCAGCAGCAGUGGGGCACAGUCUGUGACGAUGGUUGGGACCUGAGGGAGGCCUCAGUGGUCUGCAGGCAGCUGGGCUGUGGCCCUGCAGCUGCAGCUCCCCACGGGGCUCACUUUGGGCCAGGCUCUGGCCUCAUCUGGUUGGAUGAUGUGAGCUGCACUGGCACCGAGGCUGCCCUCAGCCAGUGCCCAGCACAGCCCUGGGGGCACGGCAACUGCAACCACAGGGAGGAUGCCAGCGUGGUCUGCUCAGAGAGAUGUCACAACUUCUUCCAUCUGUGCCUGCCGCAGCGCAAGUUCUCCCACUCCGCUAUCUUCGUUGCCGGACUGUGCCCACGCUCGCUGCGCGCAGCACAUUGUGUGCCAUAUACGCGCUACCGACUCGCUUUGUCGUGUUGGCACGCCGCCCUCUCAGAGAGUGCCCCAUACGCCAUCCGCCCACACAGGCACUUGACCAGCAAGCACCCGUCCGCACCGCAAGACCCCCGAGACCACACCAGCACGCAAGACCGAAGGAUCCCGCGUGAACUCGCCACACACCCUCUCUGUGACAAGAAGUGA